CGGUAAGUUACGCUCCAUCCAGCCUCCCGCCGUUCGCCCACUGGCAGGCGCCUCCGCCGUCCGCUGUGCGACCGCGACGUCUGGCUUGUCUGCCACGCAGCUUUCCUUGCAUUCCUCGCCGCCACCCAACACAGUCACGGCGUUGCCUGAUCAGUCCAGCCUGCUUCUUUUAGGUCCAGCGCUGAGCCCACUACAGCCCACCCCGUGCAGCCGGCCCCAACUCACCACUCAAACGAAGCCGCGGCCAGCGACUCCAAAGCGGCAAUCCCCACCCAGAUUCUGCGACCACAAAGAGUAAGGUCAAACCAAAGCCAAACACUCGUAACCACGACGCCGGCGAAUCGCAUCAUGGCCAGCGAAAUCACCGACCACGACCAGCACCCGUCGCCCUCGCACGACGAUGUGGGCAAUGGCAACGGCGCCCUCGUCCAAGGCGAUGCCAACCGCGGCACCAAGCGGCCACGCCCAGCGGCCGACGACGACGACGAUGAUGACGACAAGCCCGGCCGCGAAAGGCGGAAGAUCGAGAUCAAGUUCAUCCAGGACAAGUCGCGUCGUCACAUUACCUUUUCGAAGCGGAAGGCCGGCAUCAUGAAGAAGGCCUACGAGCUGUCCGUCCUCACUGGCACGCAGGUGCUGCUGCUCGUCGUGUCCGAAACCGGCCUCGUCUAUACCUUCACCACGCCGAAGCUCCAACCCCUCGUUACCAAGGCCGAGGGCAAGAACCUCAUCCAGGCCUGCCUGAACGCGCCCGAGCCUGCCUCCGCCGAUGCUAAUGGCGUCGACGACAGCGGUCCCGUCGACUCGCCCGAGGACAACCAUGCGCAGGUCCCGACCGGCCGCGCCCAGAUGCCCGGCGGCAACAUGCCUCCGCAAUACAUGACACCCGAGCAAGCGCUCCACUACCAGAGCUACCUCCAGCAACAGCAGCAGACGGCAAACCAAUACCCAAUGCCGCCGCAGGGAGGGAUGCCGCGACACCCUCAGCAACACUACCAGCCCGAUCAGAAAUUGAAUUAAAUGUCUUAAUGUUGCGUCUGUCGUAAUGUUGUUCUGCUAUACGACCGGUAGAAUGAUCCGAGGUCAUCAUCAUGUCUAACUCGAAUAUGGAUACCCUCUCCUAAUGGCGAAAAGUAAUAUCGGUGCAGCACGGCCCCUUAUGUCCAAGUGGUGCGUGAUUGAGGGCCACGUGAGGCUUGCUUUCGCGGAAGAAGUGAAGGCGAUGGACGGAGAAGAGGGCGGUUGGGGGUAUUUGGGCGAGAUGGUCUUGUCUGUCGGACGGAGUCAAUGGAGACGGAUUCUUUUUUGAUCUUGUUAACUCUUUCACUCAUCAAUUGUGUGUUUGAUUGAUUCGCUUCGGAUCAAGCAAGUAUGUAUUUUGCUCUGUCGCACCUAGCUUUUUUGAAAAUUCCC
Messenger RNA from Mytilinidion resinicola, 1413 nucleotides. RefSeq names its product SRF-TF-domain-containing protein. The transcript has 3 exons. NCBI's taxonomy places the organism in Eukaryota, Fungi, Ascomycota, Dothideomycetes, Mytilinidiales, Mytilinidiaceae. Gene Ontology annotation, molecular function: DNA-binding transcription factor activity, RNA polymerase II-specific; RNA polymerase II cis-regulatory region sequence-specific DNA binding; protein dimerization activity. The coding region runs from base 349 to 1020 and encodes 223 amino acids. Gene Ontology annotation, biological process: positive regulation of transcription by RNA polymerase II. The record is from RefSeq and is a predicted model, not a curated record.